AGACUUUUUAAAAAUGUACGCAUAUACUGUCUAUGUAAAACCGAUCCUGUGUAGUGUAAAUCUAGCCCUGAAAAGCCUGUAAAUCAUACAAGAAGGGGCUGAAGAUAUUGUUUUGAGGCCAUGCAACUGACAACAUUUUUGUUUUAACUGUAGGAAAUAUUGUUUACAAUCUCUUCGUUUAACCUGUUGCCUAGUCAUGAUGGUAGCGAUUAUAACAUGCAUUCUAUCUACUUUAGAUGUAAUAUCUGUGUUUAAUAUCUGAAACGGCUAGCUGACACGUGAUCUUUCUUGAGGCUGUUUGUUUACAACGGAGCUACAUCUGCCGUUUUCAUUAAAUUUUUCAUCACAUUUCAAAAUGAGUCGAUGACCAUCCAUUUAUUCAAAGUGAUUUUUAUAACUUUUCCUGAAAUUUAGGGCUGAAAAAAACGUUGCUGGUCAGAUUCGCAUGCAAUCAUGGUGCUGAUCCUGGGACGACGGCUGAACCGGGAGGAUUCCGGUGUCCGCGACUCACCGGCGGUGAAGCGCAAAGUUCUGGAGAUGGAUCCCAAGGCGCUGUCGAGCCACGACAUCUUCGACUUCUCCUCGGGUCCCACGCACGCCGACGGCAUACUGCAGGUGUUCAACGAGUUCCGUGAUGACCGUCUCUUCACCGAUGUGGUCAUCUGUGUCGAGGGCCACGAGUUCCCGUGCCACCGCGCGGUACUCUCCGCCUGCAGCGCCUACUUUCGGGCCAUGUUCUGCAACGACCAUCGUGAGAGCCGUGAGAUGCUGGUCGAGAUCAACGGCAUCCGUGCCGAGGCCAUGGACAGCUUCCUGCAGUUCGUCUACACAGGCAAGGCACGCAUCACCACCGAGAAUGUCCAGUUCCUCUUUGAGACCUCCAGCCUCUUCCAGAUCGCGACUCUGCGCGACGCCUGUGCCAAGUUCCUCGAGGACCAACUGGACCCGUGCAAUUGCCUGGGUAUCCAGCGCUUCGCCGAUGCCCACUCCCUCAAGCAGCUGGCAAGCCGUUGCCGUACCUACGCCCUGCAGAACUUCACCGAGGUGGCCCAGCACGAGGAGUUCUUGGACCUCCGUCAAGAGGAGCUGGAGGAGUACACCGGCAGCGACGACUUGGUGGUGGGAAAGGAGGAGAUGGCGUUCGAGGCAAUCAUGCGCUGGGUGUACCACGAUGUCGACCAGCGGAGACCUGCGCUCUGCGAGCUGCUGCAGCACGUCCGCAUGCCGCUGCUGCACCCCAACUACUUCGUGCAGACGGUGGAGGGCGACCAACUCAUCCAGAACGCCCCCGAGUGCUACCAGCUGCUGCAUGAGGCCCGGCGAUACCAUGUGCUGGGUAACGAGAUGAUGUCUCCCCGCACCCGGCCACGCAGGUCCACGGGCUUCUCGGAGGUCAUCGUGGUGGUGGGCGGCUGCGAGAGGGUGGGGGGCUUUAACCUGCCCUACACGGAAUGCUAUGACCCCGUCACCGGAGAGUGGAAGUCGCUGGCCAAGCUGCCCGAGUUUACCAAGUCCGAAUACGCCGUGUGCGCGCUGCGCAAUGACAUUCUGGUGUCGGGGGGCCGGAUCAACAGCCGGGACGUCUGGAUGUACAACUCGCAGCUGAACCUGUGGAUUCGCGUGGCUUCCCUCAACAAAGGCCGCUGGCGACACAAGAUGGCGGUGCUGCUGGGCAAGGUGUACGCAGUGGGGGGCUACGACGGACAGAGCCGCCUGAGCAGCGUGGAGUGCUACGACUCCUUCUCCAACCGCUGGACCGAGGUGGCCCCCAUGAAGGAGGCGGUCAGCUCCCCGGCCGUGGCGAGCUGCGCCGGGAAGCUGUUCGUGAUCGGCGGGGGGCCGGAUGACACCACCUGCUCCGACAAGGUCCAGUGCUAUGACCCCGAGUUGAAUUCUUGGCUCCUGAGGGCCAACAUCCCCAUAGCCAGACGCUGCAUCACUGCCGUGUCCCUCAACAACCUCAUCUACGUGUCUGGGGGCCUCACCAAGUCCAUUUUCUGCUAUGACCCCAGUGAGGACUACUGGAUGCAUGUGGUCCACACCUUCAGCAAGCAGGAGAGUUGCGGAAUGUCUGUGUGCAAUGGAAAGAUCUUCAUCCUGGGAGGUCGCGGGGAGAACGGGGAGGCCUCGGACACAGUGCAGUGUUAUGACCCCGCCACAGGAAUCAUCACGGGCGUGGCUGCCAUGCCGCGUCCCAUCUCUUACCACGGCUGUGUCACCAUCCACCGCUACAACGACAAGUUCCCUCGCACAUGAAUGUGGGAGACCCAGAACAGAGACCGCCCCACCCUUCCGUCCCUCUCCCCCAAUCGCCCUGACCCUGGGAAGACAAUCUGAGCCAAUCACAGUGUAGCAUUUUUUUUAGCGCUUUGGUUCCACCCCUGAUCACAGGGCAUAGAAUUUAUUCCACUCACUUAGACAGAGAACAUUUAUUAUGGCCCCGAUUACAUCACUUGUUGUUUUGGAAUUGAAUCAGUGGGCAUGUCUGGUAUCAAAGGCACAUCUUGAUGUCACUUUGUGAAUUUUUAUUUCUUACUUUCCUGAAUAUUUAACCCAGACUUAUUUUUGGUGUAGAUGGAACAUUCCUGUUAGUUUAGAGAAUGUAAAAGUAAACACAAGGAAAUUGAUUUAUAAACUUCACGCAGCCUUAUCUCCUGCUUUUUAACCUGGAGCACACGUCUGGCCUUUAAAGGUAUCGUCUUACUGUAUGUAGAAUGAUAGAAUAUUUGCUGUAAUUGCAGCACAGCUAACAUAUUUAAGAGGAAAAAGUUGGCAGAAUAAUAAGAAGAUAUGUGACAAAGGUAAUCGCAGACGUUUGGAUGUUAUAACUGUACUUUAAUUUUGGUGAAAUUAAGAAAUACGCCAUGAUAUGCACACCAGUACCUCCUAGGAUAGUCUCUGCCUCCC
Messenger RNA from Paramormyrops kingsleyae, 2907 nucleotides. Lineage: Eukaryota; Metazoa; Chordata; Actinopteri; Osteoglossiformes; Mormyridae. The record is from RefSeq and is a predicted model, not a curated record.